AUAAGGCUGAUCACAGUGACAGCACCUAACUCAUUUAUAGUCGCGAUCUGCGUGUGGGGAGGAGGUGCAAGGCUUCCUGUGCGGCACUUCGUGUUGAUAUGUAUGUUAUAUAGGCUGUGUUACAUUCCCAAGGAUCAACAGGGUCAUGCAUAAUUCAUUUGUUUGGUAUACAAUCUCUUCAUGGAACAUGAACAUGCAUGAUAGUGCUCUCUAGCUGUGUUGUGAUUUGACUCCAUCAGGGAUGGAAACCUGGAUGCAACUGCAAGCUUCUUUCACUUGAAGUUGCGAUCUUUCACAUACCGGUGAUGCGAUUGCUGUGAUCUUUUCAUGUUUCAAAGCAGAGUGAUGGACUGUUAUGUUUACUUUGUGUCAUUAUUACUGCCUCGUCUGAUGUGUCGAUCGGCUUUUCUCAGUGAUGACCUGGUAAACACAGACCCAGCCUUCAUUGAGCUCUAGAAGUUGAAGGUUUUUGGUGGAGCCAUACUAAACUUGUGAUUCACCCAUCCCUGUGUACGUGCAGUCAUAACACUUCAAACUGAUUGUAGGACUUCUGCACAACUACCCUUUAUUAAACUGAUAGGUGGUCGGAACCGAGUGUCAACAUCUUGUGGAUAUUUUAUGAAUCAGAAUCGGAAUACAGGAAUGCCCACAGACACUGAGUUGAACCCAACACCAUCGUCCUCACUAACAUCAGGAAUGACUGCAGCUAAGACUGCUCUUCACUACUCGUCCCCAAAGUUUAGGGGUGCUGCGUGGGGCCCAGGCAUGCCAGAAGCAGCUCUUGGUCCACGUUCAGAAGCAGUCAACAUCACCAGUCAGAUCAGCAACAUGCAUCUGAAAGGUGAUACAGCUCCUGGCCAAAUGCCUAUUGGUAGUCAGGUCCCAACCGACCAUGUUGCGACCGAUCCAAGAAUACUGCCACCGGAAUGGGUUUCGCUGCAGCAACAGCAGCAGUGGCAGCAUCAGAUGCUGUACGCGCAGUUCAAGAACCAGUCGGCACAGCUUACCCAGCAGCACCAGAAACAGCAACAAGAUCUACUAAUGAGAGAACAUUUGUUGGAGCAACAGAGACAGCUUGAGGUUCAGCAACAGCAGCAGCAGCAACAACAGCAGCAGCAACAGCAACAGCAGCAACAAGCACAGAAGCAACAACACUUGGAGCAGUUGUUGGCGAAGAAGCAAAGUAAGCAAAGUGCGAACGCUUCAACGGAAGUGAAGGAUAAACUUCAAAAGUUUCUCUUAAAUCGGCAGCAAAGAACGGACUAUGGGGGCAGUGGAUCACUCAAUCACUCGCCUCCAUAUAGGCAUUGGACCCCUCCAAGCUCGAUGGAUCACCACUCCCCUCCACAUAAUGUAUCGCCCCAGUUUCACCAUCAACCAAUGGGGUUUGGCCAAUAUGAUAGCAGCAACUUUCCACUUAGAAAAACAGCAUCUGACUCGAACCUGAAGGUUAGGUCGAGAUUGAAAGAGAAAGUGACGGAGAGACGUACUCAUGGUAGCCCGCUUCUGAGGAGAAGGGAAGGCCCCAAUUCUCUGAAGAGGAAACCAAUGAGCGGGGAACUCAACUUAGAUACAUCAUCUAACAGCGCUCCCGGAUCUGGUCCUAGUUCACCUCUUAGUGCUGGAGCUGCUGGCGGUGCCGAUAGUCCUAACGGAGUUCCUGUUGCAGCAUUACCUGAGGAGGCAAGUAGUGCCCCUAAGAUGAUGAUGAAACAGAGGUUUUGUGUAGCAAGCGAUCUGUACAGCUCACCGUCUCUACCUAACAUAUCUAUUGGGAUUCCUGCUGCAAACAAUCCACAACACUCACCACCUCUGGGUCCUGUGAAACCAGGUCUACCUACAGCGGCAAUGUUAGGUGCUGCUCCUCUCAAUCCAUACCUUCCUACAGUGCCUGCAGGUGCAUCUCUAUCUUUAGCCGGUAUGAAUCCUGCCCUUUUAGCUGGUAUGACCUUUCAGGACUACCAGCAGGCACAGACAGCCGCCAUGUCAGCUGCUCAAAUCGGAAUCCAUCCAAAACCAAUCAGACCGCUGACACACAGACCCUUAGUGAGGACCCAUUCUGCUCCCCUGCCUAACAACCAGCAAGCUCCUACCAGCCAGCGACCGCAUUCUAUGUUACUCUCUCAUCAUCAUCAUUCACAGUUACUACAGCAACCGCAUCAACUCCUCAACAAUCUUGCUCAUCAAAAGCUCCUCGAAGAAAGGAGAGAAGAAAGAGUUCAAGAGGAGCGAGAACAAGAGGAAGAAUCAGAAUCAGCAGCCGGAGCCACCGCGUCUGGCGCCCCCAACAUGCCAUCACCGUCCAAAGCUAAAGAAGCUCUCAAAAAUGCCAUCCAUAUCAAACAAGAGCCGAUUGACAUCACUGAAGAAGAGGAGGAGGAUGAAGAUGAGGAUGCGGAGACGGAGUUAUCGAAAUCAAGAGAGGAUAAUUUAGACAUGCUCAGACCCUCAACAAUGACCAAAACCGGAUUGUACGGUGGUCAUCGUCCCUUGAUGCGGGUACGCAGCUCCCCCGCUGCUGCUGGUAUCCACUCACUCUCACUCAACCACCACCACCACCACCACCAUGAACACAAACGAACCCAACACAAAUUUACUACCGGCCUUGCGUACGAUACGUUGAUGUUGAAGCACCAAUGUCUGUGUGACAACAAUCAGAAUCACCCUGAACAUCCUGGUCGUCUCCAGAGCAUAUGGGCUCGGCUUCUUGAAAGAGGGAUCGUGUCUAGAUGUGAGCGUAUACGGACGCGGAAAGCAUCAUUAGAAGAGCUCCAGUCUUGCCAUAGUGAAGGCUACACGUUAUUUUUUGGUACCAGCCAUGCACACAGAGCUAAGUUAGACGAUCGUAAGAAAGCAUCCAUACCCAAGUUGAAUUUCACCUGGUUGGGCUGCGGAGGUGUGGGUGUAGACACCGAUACAGUCUGGAACGACAUCCACUCACCGGGAGCAGUCAGAAUGGCUGCUGGAGCUGUGAUCGAGUUGGCAUUCAAAGUAGCUACUGGGGAGCUCAAGAAUGGAUUCGCCAUCGUAAGACCACCAGGCCACCAUGCUGAAACGGCGCAAGCCAUGGGAUUCUGCUUCUUUAACUCAAUCGCUGUCGCUGCUAAACAGCUUCGACUCAAGCUCAGACUCAACAAGAUUCUCAUUGUUGACUGGGAUGUUCACCAUGGUAACUCAACCCAGAAAAUAUUCUAUGAAGACUCACAUGUACUCUACAUCUCAUUACAUCGUCAUGACAACGGAAACUUCUUCCCGGGUACAGGGGCACCAGAUGAGUGUGGAUGUGGAGCUGGUCUUGGCUACAAUGUGAACGUUGCGUUCCACGGUGGUCUGAACCCACCUAUGGGUGAUGCGGAAUAUAUAGCUGCAUUCAGGUCUAUCGUCCUGCCUAUUGCUGAGGAAUUUUCACCUGAUGUUGUGCUUGUUUCGUCUGGCUUUGAUGCUGUUAAAGGACAUCCUAAUCCACUGGGAGGAUAUAAAGUUACACCAGCAUGUUUCUCAUACAUGACACGUAAGCUGAUGGGACUGGCCAACGGACGAGUAGUAUUAGCUCUAGAAGGCGGCUAUGAUCUAACGGCAAUCUGCGAUGCCUCCGAAGUAUGCGCUCAGACACUCUUGGGUGAUGAUCCAGCGCCGCUCUCACAAGAGACACUCGAUGCAGCACCAAAUGCCAAUGCUGUUGAGUGCAUACGGAGAACUAUUGAAAUACAAUCGGAGUACUGGACAUCGGUCAGAAAUCAAUCUAGCAGCGUAGAUCUAUGUUUGCGGGAAUCACUGAAAAGGAAAGGAGACUCAGAAGUGCCUGUCAGCGAGAUGGCAUCACUAUCAGUACAACAAGAAACACCAAGAAGUCCAUCGGAGAUUACGGAGGAGAGUGCAAUGGAUGCGGAAGAAGCUGCCCCAUCAUAAAGACGAAAGAUCAGAGUCAGAGCAUCUAGGGUUAAGAGCUCUACCAUCACCUCAGAGCAGUCUUGACACGGAAGUCCAAUUCAUCCUGCCAAGCUAAUUCAUUGAAGAACGGUAUCGGUUUUGUAAUGUCUCGUGUUGUUGACGACGAUACCCUUCAACGAACGUUAUUUCGCAUCACGGGGAUGAGGACUUGGCCUGCAUGGAAACGACCGUCCACUUUUCAACCUACCCUAGCCUUUGGUUUGGAACCCGCAGGUACGGAUUGAACUACAGCUGUUUCGGGAAACGGAUCGCAUCUCCUUGGUUUGACCUCUAGAAAAGGUGGAUUCAUGUUUCCCAGAUUCUGUCAUUUUGACCCGAUCAGAUCCGUUCACAUCGCGCACGUGUUAGUUAUUGUGGCCUCGAGAGGCACAAUCCAGUUCGCAGUUGGAGUGCAUGUCGCUAUUGAAACGAAACUGUACUAUUAUCUCGAAAAACACAUGUUUGACAAGUUUGCAAGUGGAAUCUCUGUAUGUUCACUGAUAUUGAACCGUUUUCUUUUUAAACAUAUUCAUCACGAGUUGUGGUCGUAGUACACAUGUGUUGUAGGUAUUUUAUCUGUACAAUAUUGCCUGUGCAUAGUUUUCUUUCCUCACAUGGAGACUCUAUAGAAGGCUAGAUGUAAUUGCUUCAAUGUACAGAGUUUGAAAUGGCAUUCCACCAAGUGAUAUUCAAUCAUAUUUGUACACAUAGUUUGAUUUUCUCUUUUUUGUACAAAAAGAACAAAAAUUAUAAAAAUUUAUCGGUUAAAUAGGAACCCCCCCCCCAAAAAAAAAAAAUCCCCAUCCCUUCAACAAAAUAAUGAAUAGAUCAAAAGCAGGUACUCUAUAAACGCUCUUUAGGGAUCUUAUCUUACCUUCAUUCACUAACUUUCUGCUCAUACUUUGAAAGUCAAGGUUUCUAAAUAUCUUUUCAUCUACCCCCCCCCCCAAUAAAACCAAACAAACAAUGACUUGUCUAUCUUUCUCUAUAGAGUUGGUCCUCAAGUUGCUUGCUGAUUUGCAAAAUUGUUGUUGAUAUACAUCAUAAUGAUAGUGACAUUGGUCUUUUUGUAUACUAGUAGUGCCAAUACAUUGCUAUGGUAUCUCUUAAGAAUUUACAUAUAUUACUCCAGUAAUGGAUUCUGUUUUAAUCUGCCUCUGAUAUGAACACAUCUUCCACGCCCUGGGGAAUUAUGAAAUUAUUUUGAGGAAGCAUCUGGUAAUGGUUCUGAUUCUUGUCUUUCAAUCAGAGGGUCUUGGGUUUGAAUCCCACUCCUUGGGCACUGAUUUCUUUCAGCAAGAAAUUCAUUCAUAUUGUGCUGCACUCGACCCAGGUGAGGUAAACGAGGACCAGGGGCCCAUUACACAAAGCGUUUGCAAUGAUCAAAGAACAUUUUUGUAUGAUUGAUUGUAUCGACUGGUGUGUACAAUCAAUCGUGAAAGUCAAGCAUACGAUUAAUCGCUAAACCUUGUUUUACGGACCCUGGUGGAAAUUUAUUCUUUGAUGCGUUUGCGUAAACAGCUGCUCUGCCAAAGCCUGGACAAUUAUGCUGCAUUCUUUUAUAGCGCUUAGAAACUUCCUAUGAAGAACCAUUAGGUGUUUGGUCCUAUAUAUGGUGGAGGGGUUGCCGCGAAGCCAGACAAAAGUCUCAGACGAGCAUAUCCUGACCGAAAUAGACAGAUUUUUUUCGGUUAAUAUUCUGAAAUUAAGCUGGCGAAACAGAGAGUGUUGGUGUUUUGUGAAGGCUUGGAAAUAUUUCACUGUUUCUCAAUGCCAAUCAAAUCCUUCCUCUAUCAUCAUUCUUAAUCUGAUUUGAACAAGAUUCAUUCAGACUUCUAAAACCAUCCUGAAAAUGAGAACCUUUUCCAUUCUGUGUUUGAUGUAUACAUUGUACAAACUUACAUUACCUGGGUUCUGUAACACAGAACCUAGUGCUUGAUUGCAGUGCUCUUCGUAUGAUUGAUUGCAUUUAUCAUUUUGUGCAGUCAGUCAUACAAGUGAACUGUGUAAUCAGUUACUAAGCUCUGUGUUAAUGGGCCUGUGGGUUGCAUUGCACGAUACUCACAAUCGACGUGAACUCCUCCAUCAGUCAUAGCUAUCAUCAUGAUAAUAAUUGCAUAAUAGCAUAGCCAAUCAACAUGAGAUUUGAAUUUUGCAAAGUCACUACAAGUUUAAGUUUGAUGCAACCGGGGCAGAACUAGAAUAGGAAAUUUUAGGGGGGCUGUUUUUCCCCCAUCAGUAGAUUACAUGUGGUUUGUUUCAUUGGUAUAAGGCUGUUGCAACGUCACUUUUGUUACAAAAAGAGCCGGACCUUUGAGUAUCCUAACUUGAGUUGGUAUGGUCAGAGGACCUAUUUAAGGGCUACGCAAGUGCAAUUCAAUGCACAGUCUGUUUGAGGCAACAGAGAUAUCAAGGUUUGCUGAAAAGCUGUCGUUUUGCCCUAUUCCGUUGAUUAUUAUCAUUUCCUUAAAAUCAUGAUAUAAAUCACACUAGUAAAAUUUGAAACAAUGAUUCUCUUGCUUAUCUUUUGCAUUUGCAUCUCUUUAGUAUUCUCCCAUUUUGCAGAACAAAAUACAACAAUGAUACUCACUUGAAAGUGUAUUUUUCGAGUUACGCAAAGAAUCGACAUUGCACUCGGACAGGAGUUCUACCCUAAAUUUCGGAUGUACACUAAGGCAUGAUUAUGCCUUAAACAAAAUGGAGUCCUUUAAGGUCGGUGAUGUACAUUUUUUUCCCUCAAAUUUGAUGAUCAUGCACUUCAAACUAACAGUUCAGACAAGGCUUGUUUCCGUACUUAUAUAGGUAUUAUUUUGUAUUACUUUUUGCAAAGAUAUGUGCUAGUAAUGUCUAAAGAAUGAAUUUUACUGGUGUACAGGCGUAUAUUUUCGUGAGCUGUGGACAGUAUUGAAAAUGUUUAUAUUUGUCUUGUGUGAUAAAGUAUUGCCAGUCUUUUCCUUUUUUCCAAAAAAGAAUGUAAGCAACAAUGUCAAGGUAUGAUAAUUCAGUGGAUUCAUCGUACGAUUUCAUAAGAGUAUUCUUUAUAGUGCAAAAAGCUUUUGAAAUAUGCAUUGGUUUUAGGACAGAAACUAGCAUACAUGAACAGUCGAUGUAUAGAGUUGGUGUUUUCAUCAGAAUUGUAAAAAAAACUUGUGUAUUUUUAUUUUCUGAAGUGAAGAUGCUGAAAUCAUUCACAUUGGCAUUCUUUUUAUUUUGAUUUGUUGAAAUGAAGACAUCCCGUUGACGGGAUUGUUAUUAUUAUUAUGAUGUAGAUUGAAGAUAUUCCUAUUUGUAUUGAUAACUAUGAAGCGCCUUUUUACAUUGAUUGGAAUGUAUGCUCUAUGAUGUUUAUUGCUCUAGAAAAGUUUAAAAAAAACAAAAGAGUUCUUAUGAGAUUGUAUAUUUGAUUGGAUUGUUAUGUGGCUCAAAGGUUAUAUGUCAAACUAGUUGUUUGGUAUCAUAUGUCGUUAUUGUUAUCCAAUCCUCAAAGAUGUCAACCCCCUCCCCUCCUUCCCCCUGAAGCCCAAGGGGGCUCUUGAUGCAGUAUGUUCUCCUCAAAGGGAAAGCUUUAGAGAUAGCCAAUUAUACAACAUGAAAAUAGAUUUGUCAGGUCAGCGGGAAAGAAAAACAAUUUAUCAUUCUAACAAAAUAAUGAAAUAAAGCAGGACUCAAAUUAAGAAUUCAAAGCGGCAAGGCCAUUUUUAAGUAGGGCUAUUGAAUGAUUGCUCACUUUAGAAGCCAUCCAAGGCCAUUAAAAGGGGCAUCAAUAGUAAUAUGUACUUUUCACACUUACUUACCUCAGGGCAUCAAGGCCACAUGCAAAAGGGAACUUACUUUGAACUUUGUCCACAAGU
This is a messenger RNA of Lytechinus variegatus (green sea urchin), 7781 nucleotides long. RefSeq names its product histone deacetylase 4-like. Gene Ontology annotation, molecular function: histone deacetylase activity. Gene Ontology annotation, biological process: negative regulation of transcription by RNA polymerase II; chromatin organization. The transcript has 26 exons. Gene Ontology annotation, cellular component: histone deacetylase complex. The record is from RefSeq and is a predicted model, not a curated record. Bases 619 to 3909 code for a protein of 1096 amino acids. NCBI's taxonomy places the organism in Eukaryota, Metazoa, Echinodermata, Echinoidea, Temnopleuroida, Toxopneustidae.